CAGGCGGGUAAAGUGGUGGAAAGCGGGCUUAGUGGAGCUUAGUCACCACUAACCAACAGUUGACUCGUUGUGACCAGUAUAUUCCGUACACACUAUACAAAUAUUACGAAUAUUACGGUCUUUUUAUUUUUACAAAUCUCCUUUUAAUCUCGAUAAGUAAUUUGAACGAGUAGGAUUCGAACGCGAAGACGAGAGAAAGAUCAAAGAGUGAAAGAAAAAGAGAGAAGUGAAAUAUGGCGGAGAAAAUGUACCACCCCAAUUCGGAGCUCGCGAGAGAGGCGCACUGCGCUAGCAUGGAACAAUAUAAGCGAAUGCACGAAAAAUCUAUAAAGGAGCCGGUGCAAUUCUGGGGUGAAAUCGCCAAACAAUUUUAUUGGGAAACACCAGCGAUCGAAGACAAGUUUUUCUCAUAUAAUUUCGAUCUGAACAAAGGUGAUAUUUUCAUAAAGUGGAUGGAGGGAGCGUCGACAAAUAUAAGCUUCAACCUACUCGAUAAAAAUGUAAAGAGUGGAAAUGGUGAUAAAAUAGCAUUUUACUGGGAAGGAAAUGAUCCGGAAGAUUAUUCGCGACUGACAUAUAGAAAGUUGCUCGAAGAGACAUGUAGGUUUGCGAAUGUUCUAAAAUCGAAGGAUGUCUCUGUGGGGGACAAAGUGGUGAUUUACAUGCCGAUGAUCUUGGAGCUACCGAUCGCCAUGUUGGCUUGCACGAGGAUAGGGGCGAUUCACAGCGUGGUGUUUGCAGGAUAUUCAUCUGAUUCGUUGGCGGAACGUAUUCUCGAUUCUAAGGCCAAGAUUCUUAUUACUACAGAUGGCGUUUGGAGAGGCGAGAAAUUACUUUUAUUGAAAAAUAUCUGCGACGAAGCUGCGGCAAAGGCCAAGAAGCAUGGCCAUCAACUUGAAAACUGCAUUGUCGUUGCGCAUCUAAGAAGACUCAACAAUCCACAGGGUAAGAUGAAGGGAAUGAAUGGUACUAGCAACGGUACAGCCAUGGAUAUCGCAAAUGUUUCUUGGGACGAUGAUCGAGACGUUUGGUGGCAUGAUGAGAUGGAGGAUGCGGAAGCGAGCUGCUAUCCAGUUUGGAUGGCCGCCGAGGAUCCACUUUUUAUCCUUUAUACGAGCGGUUCUACUGGAAAACCAAAAGGCGUUCUCCAUACUAUCGCGGGAUAUCUGAUCUAUGCAGCAACAACUUUCAAAUAUGUUUUCGACUAUCAUCCAGGUGAUGUUUAUUGGUGUACCGCCGAUUGUGGCUGGAUCACAGGACAUACUUACGUGGUUUACGGUCCGUUAGCAAAUGGCGCAACAUCCGUUAUAUUUGAAGGUACACCCUUCUAUCCAGAAAAUGAUCGAUAUUGGUCCAUUAUCGAUAAAUAUAAGGUCACACAAUUUUAUACGGCACCAACAGCCAUUAGAUCAUUAAUGAAAUUUGGUGAUGAGCUUGUGAAGAAGCACAGUUUAUCCACGCUUAAGGUCCUUGGUUCAGUCGGUGAACCGAUCAAUACCGAGGCUUGGCUUUGGUUUUAUAAUCUCAUUGGCCACGGUAAGUGCAGUAUAGCAGACACGUUUUGGCAAACGGAAACUGGUGGUCAUGUGAUUACACCGUUACCAGGUGCUACACCUAUGAAGCCAGGCUCUGCGACGUUUCCUUUCUUCGGAAUUUUGCCGGAGCUUCUUGAUGAGGAUGGUUGUGUGAUUGAAGGCGAAGGAGAAGGAUACCUCGUUUUCCGUCGACCAUGGCCGGGUAUGAUGCGGACCCUCUAUGGAAAUCACCAACGUUUUCAAAAUACAUACUUUGAUCGAUUCAAUGGAUUUUAUUGUACGGGGGAUGGAGCAAGACGCGACGCAGAUGGGUAUCUGUGGGUAACUGGUCGUAUCGAUGAUAUGUUGAACGUUUCCGGUCAUUUAAUGUCAACGGCUGAAGUGGAAAGUGUGUUGGCGGAACAUUCUUCAGUAGCUGAAGCUGCAGUAGUCAGUAAAUCGCAUCCUGUUAAAGGUCAAUGUCUAUAUUGUUUCAUAACUCCGAACGCAGGGAUGAUAUUUGACGAAAAAUUGCAAGUCGAGCUUAAAAAGAAAGUGCGCGAAAGAAUUGGCCCAUUUGCUCAACCGGAUGUCAUCCAACAUGCUCCGAAUUUACCGAAAACAAGAUCCGGUAAGAUAAUGAGACGUAUGUUGAGAAAAAUUGCAGCAGGCGAUAGAAAUAUCGGAGACACGUCGACAUUGGCUGAUGAAACUGUUAUUCAACUUCUAUUUGAAUUAAGGCCAUGUGUUUAAAACACAUAUUUUUUCUAUUAUAGGAAAAUGAAAGUAUCUUGAAAGAAUUUUUCGUAUCGAUCGUUUACUGAAUAUCG
This is a messenger RNA of Atta colombica, 2344 nucleotides long. RefSeq names its product acetyl-coenzyme A synthetase (gene AcCoAS). Gene Ontology annotation, molecular function: acetyl-CoA synthetase activity; AMP binding. The transcript is spliced from 10 exons. The coding region runs from base 234 to 2267 and encodes 677 amino acids. The record is from RefSeq and is a predicted model, not a curated record. Lineage: Eukaryota; Metazoa; Arthropoda; Insecta; Hymenoptera; Formicidae.